This is a messenger RNA of Botrytis sinoallii, 1281 nucleotides long. RefSeq lists its product as uncharacterized. The transcript has 6 exons. Bases 1 to 1281 code for a protein of 426 amino acids. The record is from RefSeq and is a predicted model, not a curated record. NCBI's taxonomy places the organism in Eukaryota, Fungi, Ascomycota, Leotiomycetes, Helotiales, Sclerotiniaceae.
AUGUAUCUCUUCAUUUUAUUGUUACUUUUAGCAACACGGGGUUUUGCUUCCCCCGCCUUUCGUAAGAGAGUUGUCGCUUCUCUUGAUCAGACUGCCUUUGAGGAAGCACAACAACGGGACGAUACUGCAACGAGAGCUUUCACAUCGGUUCCAAUCACAACUUCGUCAGGGCAGUGUCUCUUCGUGGAUGAACUUUCCGGUGACUUCAGAGCGAACUUGACACCAAUUCAAAUAGCUGCCUGUGAUGGCAGUACGGGGCAGCUUUGGGACGUUCUCACUAGUGGAAAACACAACAAUGUAGCAGGUAGUAUGCUAGUUGUCAAUACUUUGACCCAAGCUUGUUUAAACUUUGAUCCUCGCCGUGCGGCGGGCAAUACUGUCAUCAUGUUUUCUUGCGGUGGUCGGGCCGACGGAGAUGGGCUUGUCACAAACUCCCAGCUCUUCCCAUUCAAUGAGACUUCCGGCCCACUUACUCUUACUCCCGAAAAUGCCCCAGGCACCUGUUUAUCUGUUACUACUGCGAACGUUCUCGAUCAGGCUCCCUGUGAUGAAUCCGAUUCUAGCCAAACAUUUACUUUCGGUGCCUCAAGUGCCUCCGCCGAUCCAGCAGUCGCUAGCUCUGUUGCGCCAGUGGCCUCAGAUGCAGCAGGUUUUUCAUCGUUGCCAACUCCUGCUUCUUCAUCAUCAGUGGUCAUCACUGCAGCUGCCUCCGCUGUACCGACAAGCGAUUCAACGACCCCUCUUUCCGUCUCCCGUGCUGGAGGUGUACUCAAUCCUUCCGCCGCAGCUGAAGCCAACGAAAUGGAUAAUACUGCCGUAAAGGCUUUUUCGUCCGUCGCUUUGAAAGAUGCAUCUGGUCAGUGUCUAUUCGUUGAUCCAACUGCGGGCGACUUUAGACAGAAUUUGAUUCCAAUCACUCUACAAACAUGUGAUGGAAGUCAAAACCAAGCUUGGGAUAUUGUUACAAGUGGAAAGCAUAAUAACGUAGCCGGCUCGGUGCUUGUAGUUAGCAGCUUGACUCAAGGAUGUCUUAACUUUGACCCGAGAAGAGCUGCUGGCGAUACAGUUAUUAUGUUCUCUUGCGGGGGAAGAGCCGAUGGCGAUGGUUUGGUGACAAACUCGCAACUAUUCCCUUUCAUAGAAGGCCAAACAGACAUUUUACUUGCCCCUGAAAAUGGGAAUAAUGCAACCUGCCUUGUAGCAAACGCUGAUGGAAAGCUAGACUCGACUACUUGUGCUGGUGACGCUACAAGCCAAUCAUUCACUAUUUUGACAAUUUAG